AUGUCAAAAGAGUGUUUAAAUAAUUAUCAACAAAAUUUCCUAACUAGUUCUGUAGAAAAAAUUACUAUUACAAAGGGUACUGAAGCAGCCGAUUCAACAAGUCAAACAGAAACUAUUAUUGAGCCAACUUACGUUUCUGUAAUUGAUCCAUUUACAAGAGAAAUAAUUGAAUUACCUACACAUGAAGAUGAUUCCUUAACAUUAUCAACAUUAUCUCAUGCUAUACCCGGAGCAUGUGGUUUAAAAUACCAUAAUGCCAGAUCUGGAACACAAAGAGCUCUUCUUAUGGAUCCAGCUGGAUUAAAAUUUUUAUCACCUCAUGGUGGAUGGAAAGGAAAACAAUUUACAGUUAUAUUUUCUGAACAAUCAUGUUCAUAUGACCGUAAUAGAUAUACUAAUUUUGGGCAUGGUUUUUAUCGACCGGGGGAUCAAAAUGCAAAAAGAAGAAAAUUAAUGGAUGAUGAUUGUCUUAGUUGUUAUGAUUGUAGUGACGAAGAUGGUUUUGAAGGUAUAACUUCAACAAAUAUGAAACAAAAACGUUCUAAGAAUGAUGAUGAUGAUAAUGAUUCACAGACUGAAGAAGUGACGUCAGAUUUGAUUGUUCUAGGUAUCCCAUAUUCUAAUACAGAAGAAGAUUUAAGAAAGUAUUUUGAAAAAUUUGGAACAGUUACUGUAUCACAGAUAAAAAAGAAGGAGGAUGGACAGUCAAAAGGAUAUGGAUUCAUUAGAAUGUUAGACUACAAAAGUCAAAUGAAAGUUUUACGAAGUUCACCAUUAAGAAUUGACAAUCGUACAGUUACAGUAAAAAUACCUAAUAAUACAAAACAAAGUGAGGAGAAUGGUUCUGUAAUUGAGAAACCUAAUAUUCGAAAACGCUUAUUUGUGUCACGUAUAACAGAAGAUUUAACACAAGAUAUAUUAAAAAAUUUCUUUACAAAAGAGGCUAAAAAAAUUAAUCCUAGUAAUUCAGUAACGUCGGUUUUUAUACCACGACCUUUUAGAUCAUUUGCUUUUAUAGCAUUUUCAAAUGACUCUUUUGCUGUAGAAGUAUCUAAUUUAAAAGAGUGUCAGAUAUCUAAUUCACAAGAAUCAACAGAAAGUAGUAAAUCAACAAAAUAUACUGAUAGAAGUCUUGAAACCGGAAUAGAUGCUUUAAAUUUAAAUCAACCAAUAAAACAAAAAGAUGAUGAUCCAGAUGUUAAAGAAGAUUUUAUUGAUAACAAACAUUCUUAA
Messenger RNA from Strongyloides ratti, 1233 nucleotides. RefSeq names its product TAR DNA-binding protein 43. The transcript is spliced from 5 exons. Lineage: Eukaryota; Metazoa; Nematoda; Chromadorea; Rhabditida; Strongyloididae. The record is from RefSeq and is a predicted model, not a curated record. Gene Ontology annotation, biological process: regulation of gene expression. Gene Ontology annotation, cellular component: nucleoplasm. The coding region runs from base 1 to 1233 and encodes 410 amino acids. Gene Ontology annotation, molecular function: RNA binding.